Messenger RNA from Symphalangus syndactylus (siamang), 3075 nucleotides. It is a transcript of the gene GARIN5B, whose product is annotated as golgi associated RAB2 interactor family member 5B. The record is from RefSeq and is a predicted model, not a curated record. NCBI's taxonomy places the organism in Eukaryota, Metazoa, Chordata, Mammalia, Primates, Hylobatidae. Gene Ontology annotation, cellular component: nucleus.
AGACCCCUGCUGUCCACCCUGGCAGGGCCAUGGCAGAGGCCCGUGUCUCCCAGCCUGGGGCAUCCCCACGCUCUGUAACGCUGAGCUCCAGGCACCCGUGAAGCCCCAGGGGUCAAGGCUGGUGGGCCGGGGCUGGGAGGCCUGCACGCCUGGGUUCUGGGUCCCUAAACCAGUACCCAUCCACCACAGCCACCAUGAUCUGGCUUCGAAACAGGAGGUGCCUUGAGCCGCCCCAGGGCACCCCGAAGUGGGUCCCCGUUCUGGGGGAGCUGCAAAAGACCCUCCAGAAGGGCGAGUACCUGCCCCUCCGUCCGCUGCCCAUGUUCGAGAGUAACUUUGUUCAGGUGACCCAUCAAGGGGGCCCAGUGUUUGUGAAUCACAGAACCAACCGGCUGGCCAUGGGCGUGGCCGCCUCCCUGCCCGGCCUGGUGUUGCCUGACAUCUUGCUGACCGGCCAGCCCGCCGAGGACAGGGACUGCUCCGGCCUCGUGCUGACCAGGAUGAUCCCCCUGGACCUCGUCCACCUCUGCGUCCAUGACCUCUCUGCCUGGCGCCUGAAGCUGCGCCUGGUCUCGGGCCGCCAGUACUACCUGGCCCUGGACGCCCCCGACAAUGAGGUGGGCUUCCUGUUCCACUGCUGGGUCCGCCUCAUCAACCUGCUUCAGGAGCCGGCUCCCACCUGGGCCCCCAGGACCAUGCGCACGGCCCCCCUGGAUGAGCCCCUGGCCAAAGCGCCUGCCUCCACCUGGCACCUGCAGGAGCAGCCCAGCAGCAGACAUGCAGUCAGGGUUGCUGAGCACAACUUUCCUUAUAAGACGGUGGCCGCUCAGAGACAGAGGAAGGCCGAGGCAUUCAGGCGCAGUUUCAAGUCUCAGGCCGUGGGCGACUCUGUGCCCCUCAUCUGGUCGCAGCUGGAGCAUGCCGAUGUCAGGAAGAAACCUGCAGAAAAGAAGUCCCACUCAGACCCCUGUCCCGACAGAACUCACACCCAAAUCUGCUUUUCUGAGAAGACCAGCAUCUCCAUCUGGACCAUCUUCAGCAUCAUUUCCAGCACUGCCAACCAGACACGGUCCUCUCCAAAGGCCUGCACAUCUGCAUCUGAUGAGGCCACAGGCCAGGGACAUGUGGUUGAGAGCCCUUCACACUGUGUCUCAGCCGACAGCCCUGAUUGCUUCUUUCUGGGCUCCUGCAGCUCCCUGGACCCGUGCCUGCGGCAUCAGGACAUGGAAGACGUCACGGACUCUGAGGGCAGCACUUUGUUGUCUGCUGCCUCCGGCUUGGCUCCCUAUCCCUCUGCUGCUUGCCUCUCCACACCCCACUCUUCCAUCCCCAGGGGCAGGGAAAAGGCCAGGCCUAUGGGCUCCCACCAGGGGCCGGGGUCGCCACCCUGCCAGAAGGCCCCAUCUGGCCCCGUCACAUCUUUUGAGGCACCAUUCCUCGUUGACCAGUCCCAGAAGCUCCCAGCUGUACCCGCUUCACCGUGGAAACCCCCACCUGGAUUGGCUCCUCCCCAGAAGGCCCCAGCUGCAUCAGCUCCUCCCCGGAAGGCCCCCGCUGUACCUGCUCCAUCCCAGAAGGCUCCAGCCAUACCUGCUCCAUCCCAGAAGGCCUCAGCUGCAUCAGCUCCUCCCCAGAAGGCCCCAGCUGUACCUGCUCCAUCCUGGAAGGCCUCAGCUGCAUCAGCUCCUCCCCAGAAGGCCCCAGCUGUACCUACCAUUCCCCAGAAGGCUGUGUCCCCCACCGCUCCAAAGAGGAAAUCUCUGCUCCUCCCUGCCCCAUCCCAGAAGGCUCUGCCAACCUCACCUACCCAAUACCAGAUAGCGCUGGGCCCGCCUGCCUCACGGGGGAAGCUCCCUGGCGAUUUUGACGUGUUGCCAACAGGAAUUCCUGGAAGAGCCGUGCUGGAGAGAAGCCAGUCUGGAGGGAAACCAGAGCCGGCGGUAACGGUGCGCACCCAGGAGACAGACGUGGUGGAGAUGACGACUCAGGCCAAGUCCCCGGAGUCGCCCUUCACCGUGACCAAGAUGGAGUCCAAGGACAUCCUGAUUAGCCAAUCCGAGGAGGUGACCCUGGAGGCCCUCAGGGGUGACAGGAAGUUGGAGGACCGGGCCCACUGGGCGAAGCUUAAAGAGAGGUCCCUGGACCUGCCUGGCGUGAGAUCCAAGGAGUUGGAGCAGCGGAAGAGAUGGGUCAAGACGAAGGAGCUGGCCGUCGAGGGCCCCUCCCAGGAGCACAGCAGGCCCUUCUCUGCGGAAGCGCCCACCCUCGCCAAGGUCAUGAUCAUGGCCAACUCCAAAGAGCAGCACUCGAAACCCGCUUUGGUCUCACUUCCCUCCUGGCUCUUGGUGACAUCGCAGGCGUCUGCCACAUCAAUGAUGGCUUCCAUGCCCUCCCGCCCAGGCCAGCUGUCCUCACUGGAGGGGAAGCCAGUGGUGGUCAGAGGGCAGCCAGAGUCGCACACCUGGUUGAAGGAGGGCAAGCGGCAAUGGGGCGAGAUGGAGGAACCACCCUGGGACCCCGAGGGGCCACCCAAUGUGCCCUUUCACUCCAAGCCCACCUCUGCCAGUCUGAAGAGGGGAGGAAUCUCCCAGGCGCCUAUCCCCCUGCCCACCGCCCGGUGGGAGGACUUCCUGCCAUCGCCCCUCUCGGAGAGCCCCAUCUCAAAGAUGGAGGCCACAGCCAGGGCAUCCCAGCAGCCCAAGAGGGCGUUGCAGGAGCCUGUGAGGAUGCCAGCCCAGCACCCCCUGGCCACUGUGGGGUCGUCUUCAGAAAUUCUUUUGCCCAUGCUCUUAGAACUUGAAACUCUGAGGAACACGGCCACCAAGGCAGAGGAGAUACAGGAGGAAUCAGGCGUCUUUAACCUUCCACCCAGCCUGCAGCACUCCCAGCACUGAGUAGCCGGAUGCGGGGACUUAAUCCCAGUCGGAAACUGUCCAGAGGAGCCCAGCACUGCCAGGCCCCCAGGGUUCUAUGCGCACCGACUGUAAGAAGCGGAAUGUUGAAAGGCCGCUUGGGGGGAUUUGCCCCGUCUGGUAGAUACCAGAACUAUGGAUAUGCCUUUAUAUAUUGGGGGGC